GUCAGUCACAAUCACUUCAACUGCAGCUGGGGGCCUACCGUGACUCCGGUUUGGGACCGUUUCAAAGUUCCUCGUCAAACUGAAGGGAUCCAAGACGUCGGACCAGAUGGCGUCGCCUCAAACACGACGUCGUUUAAACCUCAUCCGCUCUCAAGACAACAACCAUAAAUGUUUUGAGUGCGACACUUCGAACCCCCAAUGGGUGUCGGUGACGUACGGGAUAUGGAUUUGCCUGGAGUGUUCGGGCGUGCACCGCAGCCUCGGCGUGCACAUAUCCUUCGUACGAUCUGUCACCAUGGACAAGUGGAAGGAAAACGAGAUUGAGAAAAUGCAAGUCGGCGGCAACGCCCGCCUCAAGGAGUGGUUCGACAGCCAGCCCGACGUGACUCCAGGGAUGACCAUCGUGCAGAAAUACAACACGAAGGCCGCGGCCAUGUACCGCCAGAAGAUUACCGCGCUGUCGGAAGGCCGCGAGUGGAGCCCCUCGGACUACCAGCCGGCGCCGCAGCCCUACGCCGCCUCCAAGGACUCCUACUCCAACGGUCAGGAGUUCCACAACAGCGGCUCAGACAACAACAUCAGCUAUCACAGCGAGUACGGAAGCGGUCGCUACACGGGCUUCGGCAACCAGCAGCAGACGCGGUCCACCCCCCUGUCGCCCACGCACACCGGCAACGAAGUGGUGGACAACAGUCUUGCUGCCCUGGCUACGGGAUGGUCGCUGUUUGCGUCGACGGUGUCUAAGUGCGCGCGCACCGCCACCGAGUCCGCCGCGCGGUACGGCGGCCUGGCCUCGCAGCGGGUCUCCGAGAUGGCCACCACCGUCACUGAGAAGGUGAACAACCGCGGUGGCUGGAGCUCCCUGGGCGGCGCCGACCCCCGCCGGGGCUCCGGCGGCGGCCAGCUGCACCAGGCGCAGUCCUACGGGGCCAUGCGGACCUCCGCCUCGGAGCCCUACUCGCACUGGAACGAGCAAGUGCAGCCGUCGGUGGCGGCCCGUAACAACCUGGACACGCGGGACCUCUCGCAGGUGGGCGUGGCCAGCCCCCCCCCCGACAUCAAGGACCUCAAGAUACGCAAGCAGGAGGACAGCUGGGACUGGCUCAACAACUAGAUCUGACGUGAG
Cydia amplana is the source of this 1126-nucleotide messenger RNA. It is a transcript of the gene ArfGAP1, whose product is annotated as ADP-ribosylation factor GTPase-activating protein 1. The record is from RefSeq and is a predicted model, not a curated record. Gene Ontology annotation, molecular function: GTPase activator activity. Gene Ontology annotation, biological process: regulation of ARF protein signal transduction; regulation of endocytosis. NCBI's taxonomy places the organism in Eukaryota, Metazoa, Arthropoda, Insecta, Lepidoptera, Tortricidae. Bases 107 to 1114 code for a protein of 335 amino acids. Gene Ontology annotation, cellular component: Golgi membrane. The transcript is spliced from 8 exons.